GAUGAAAGUUCGCAAACAGAAAAGCUCUAAUCUAAGCAAACCAUUAAACAAACCUUCUUUAGUUCCUCCCUCCCUUACAUUGCGCGCGUUUAUCCAAAGAGAAUUUUUCUCUUUCUCUUCUUUCUUUUUUUAUUUUUUUCCUUCACUUUCCCUCUCCUCUUCGACUUUUAAUUUUUCUGAGAAAACAGAAAAAACAAGCACCAAAAGGAACCAUUACGAAUUUGCUAUACACAAUUCAAAAUGCAUUUCGCCAAACUAGACGAUUCGCCGAUGUUUAGGCAACAGAUGCAAUGUAUGGAAGAAAGUUCUGAGCUAUUGAGGGGGAGAUGUUUAAAAUUCAUCAAAGGAUGUCGAAAGUACACAGAAGGGCUUGGAGAGGGGUAUGAUGGGGAUGUUGCUUUUGCAAGUGCUCUUGAAACUUUUGGCGGAGGGCAUAAUGAUCCUAUUUGUGUUGCUUUUGGAGGCCCUGUUAUGAACAAAUUUACUAUUGCUUUGAGAGACAUUGGGACAUACAAGGAAGUUCUUAGGUCACAGGUAGAGCACAUUCUAAAUGAUAGAUUGCUGCAGUUUGUGAACGUGGACCUGCAAGACAUCAAGGAAGCCCGAAAACGUUUUGACAAAGCUUCCCUCAUAUAUGACCAGGCACGAGAUAAGUUUCUGUCAUUAAGGAAGAGCACAAGGAUGGAUGUAGCCAAUUCUGUAGAGGAAGAACUAUACAAUGCAAGAUCCUCUUUUGAGCAAGCACGUUUUCACUUGGUUAGUUCUCUUUCUAUUGUCGAGGCCAAGAAAAGAUUUGAGUUUCUUGAGGCUGUUAGUGGGACAAUGGAUGCUCAUAUUCGAUACUUUAAGCAGGGGUAUGAACUUUUGCAUCAGCUGGAACCUUUUAUUAACCAGGUCUUAGCUUAUGCACAACAGUCUAGAGAAUGCUCCAACUAUGAGCAAGCAUCUCUUAAUGAAAGGGUGCAAGAAUACGUGAGACAGAUUGAUCGAGAAAGCAAGCACAACUUAAAUGUAGGUCUUGGUUCUCCUAGCGGAGAGGGUCUGCGACUUUUUGCUAGGAGUUCACAAAAAGUGAUAGAGGCAGUUAUGCAAUCUGCUGCAAAGGGGAAGGUUCAAACCAUUCGACAAGGUUAUUUAUCAAAGCGUUCUUCAAAUUUGAGAGGUGAUUGGAAAAGAAGGUUUUUUGUUCUUGAUAGUCAAGGGAUGCUGUAUUAUUACCGCAAACCUUUCAGCUGGGUAUCUGGAACUGGAAGUCAAUCUUCUGUGCAGAGGAAUGUUUCCACUGAAAAUGGACCUGGGUUGCUGAGUCGGUGGCUUUCUUCUCAUUAUCAUGGUGGAGUUCAUGAUGAAAAAUCCGUUGCACGUCACACUGUAAACCUGUUAACAUCAACAAUAAAGGCUGAUGCAGAUCAGUCAGAUUUAAGAUUCUGCUUCAGAAUUAUUUCACCAAUGAAAGUUUACACUUUACAGGCAGAGAAUGCACUGGACCAAAUUGACUGGAUUGAAAAGAUUACAGGAGUGAUUACUUCAUUAUUGAGUUUCCAAACACCUGAAAGACACCUGUCUACUAGUCACAUGGGUGAUAAUCACUCUGUCAGUGACAGUAGCUCAUUGGCGGAUUGUCAUGACAUUGAUCAGACAGAGAUUGAGGAGUUCACAUCUAAUAACAUGACCACUAGAAGUCACUUACAUUCAUCUAAAAAUUCACAACAGCAAGAAUGUGGUGUAAGAAGUGAAAAGCCUAUUGAUGUGUUGAGAAGAGUACCUGGAAAUGACAAAUGUGCUGAUUGUGGUGCGCCUGAACCAGACUGGGCAUCCUUAAACCUUGGUGUUCUCAUGUGCAUUGAAUGUUCUGGCGUUCAUCGUAAUCUUGGUGUACAUAUAUCAAAGGUAAGGUCAUUAACACUUGAUGUCAAAGUUUGGGAGCCAUCUGUCUUAAAUUUGUUUCAGUCACUAGGCAAUAUUUAUGCAAACUCGAUUUGGGAGGAAUUGUUGCAUUCAGGAACUUCUUUUACAGCUGAUGAAAUGUCCAAGGGUUUUUCAAGGUCUGAUAGACAGAAGGUUUUCCAUAUAAGAAAACCAAGUCAUGAUGAUUCUAUUUCUGUUAAGGAGCACUUCAUUCAUGCAAAGUAUGCAGAAAAAAUAUUUAUGCGCACGAUUAAGGACGACAAGAAUCUCCUUUCAGUGGCACAACAGGUGUGGGAAAGUGUCCAUGCCAAUGACAAGAAAGCAGUUUACCGCCAAAUUGUCUGCUCAGGAGUAGAUGUCAAUGCCAUCCAUGGGCAAGCAUCAUUCAGUACAUCCUCAUCUCUGACCUUUGUAAUCCAGUACGAAGAGCAGGAAAACCUUGACCUGAAGUUUGAUUGCUUUGCAGGUGACUCUUUGGACAAGCCCUUGGCAAGCUAUGUGAAGCCAUUAAAUAAAACUGAAGAUCAGGUCAUAAAGGAUUUUACAGAUGGUUGUUCUCUGCUUCACCUUGCCUGCCUAAAUGCUGACAUGGGCAUGGUAGAGCUACUCCUACAAUAUGGUGCAAACAUCAAUGCUUCUAAUUCGAAAGGUCAGACACCACUGCAUCAAUGCAUCAUUAACAGGAGACCUGCCAUUGCAAAGUUGCUUCUUAUGAGGGGAGCAGAUCCUCAAGCUGUUGACAGAGUAGGAAAUACUGCUUUUCAACUUUUAUCCCAAUCAGCCCUUGAUGACAGUGAGCUUGUUGUUCUAUUAGCAAAGUAAACGAUAACCACUCAAAAUUUAGAGAAUGUAGGAGUCGAAGAGCAGAAUGAAGAGGCAUUUUGUAUCAUAUACAGAAAACCGUCAACCCGGUUUCCUUGAAAAAUGGACCAAACUUUGUUGUUGCAUUGGUUUGCUAGCUAGGCCAUGUAUAAUUUUCUCACCUCUUGAGUGUAUACAAGUUUAGUCUAUGUUAGGUGCCUGCCUUUCAGGUUGCCUCAUUUUCCUACUGGGGCUUUUGGCACGUUUUAAAGUUUCUCACAUGGUUUUAUACAAGCUAUUCAAAUUAUUCUUUC
Hevea brasiliensis (rubber tree) is the source of this 3023-nucleotide messenger RNA. Its product is annotated as ADP-ribosylation factor GTPase-activating protein AGD1. Gene Ontology annotation, molecular function: protein binding; GTPase activator activity. The coding region runs from base 241 to 2730 and encodes 829 amino acids. Lineage: Eukaryota; Viridiplantae; Streptophyta; Magnoliopsida; Malpighiales; Euphorbiaceae. Gene Ontology annotation, cellular component: cytoplasm. The record is from RefSeq and is a predicted model, not a curated record. The transcript has 19 exons.